This is a messenger RNA of Dromaius novaehollandiae (emu), 4332 nucleotides long. RefSeq names its product tropomodulin-3. Gene Ontology annotation, cellular component: striated muscle thin filament; cytoskeleton; myofibril. The record is from RefSeq and is a predicted model, not a curated record. The coding region runs from base 183 to 1241 and encodes 352 amino acids. Gene Ontology annotation, molecular function: tropomyosin binding. Gene Ontology annotation, biological process: actin filament organization; pointed-end actin filament capping; muscle contraction. Lineage: Eukaryota; Metazoa; Chordata; Aves; Casuariiformes; Dromaiidae. The transcript has 10 exons.
CCCAUGAUGCACGGGGGCAGCCCGCGGGGGCGGGGCGCGCAUGCGCGCGGGCCGGGCGCGGGCGGGCUGCCCUGUGGAGGCUGCGAGGCGGCGGAGGGAGCUGGGUCGCUGCCGCCGCCCGAUCUGAUUAGGAAUAAGAUUUGGGUUUUGGAGUGUUUGAGCAACUUGCUACUGCCCAAGUCAUGACCCUCCCAUUUCGAAAGGACUUGGACAAAUACAAAGAUCUUGAUGAGGAUGAAAUUCUCGGCAAACUGUCAGAUGAAGAAUUGAAACAACUGGAAACUGUUUUGGAUGAUCUUGACCCUGAGAAUGCACUUCUGCCUGCAGGCUUCCGACAGAAAGACCAGACUGCUAAAAAGGCUUCAGGCCCUUUUGACAGGGAACGACUCCUUGCAUAUUUGGAGAAACAGGCUCUUGAGCACAAAGACAGGGAAGAUUAUGUGCCCUUUACAAGAGAAAAGAAAGGGAAAAUAUUUAUCCCCAAACAAAAGCCUGUACAGUCUUACACUGAAGAAAAAAUAUCUCUUGAUCCAGAAUUGGAGGAAGCCUUGACAAGUGCCACAGACACAGAAUUAUGUGACCUUGCAGCUAUCCUGGGAAUGUCCAACUUGAUAACAAACAAUCAGUUCUGUGAUGUUGUAGGAAGCAGUAAUGGGGUUGGCAAAGACAACUUCUCUAAUAUAGUAAAAGGUGAAAAAAUGUUGCCUGUUUUUGAUGAACCACCAAAUCCCACGAAUGUGGAGGAGACAUUGCAAAGGAUUAAAGAUAAUGAUUCCCGUCUUGUUGAAGUUAAUCUAAAUAAUAUUAAGAACAUCCCAAUCCCAACGCUGAAGGAGUUUGCAAAAGCCUUGGAAACUAACACACAUGUGAAGACUUUUAGCCUUGCAGCCACCCGAAGUAAUGAUCCUGUCGCUGUUGCUCUUGCAGAUAUGUUGAAGGUAAACACAAAAUUAAAAAGUUUAAAUGUAGAGUCAAAUUUCAUCACUGGCGUUGGAAUUUUGGCCCUGGUCGAUGCACUGAAAGACAAUGAAACAUUAACGGAGAUCAAAAUUGAUAACCAGAGGCAGCAGUUGGGAACAAUUGCAGAAGUGGAAAUUGCGAAGAUGCUUGAAGAAAACACCAAGAUCCUUAAAUUUGGAUACCAGUUCACACAGCAGGGACCUCGAGCCAGGGCAGCUGCGGCUAUCACACAAAAUAAUGAUUUGGUUCGCAAGAGAAGGGUUGAAGGAGAUAACCAAUAAAUCUUGUUGCUGCCAGAACUGUGUUGAGACUUCAAGGGUCUUCGAGGCACACUCAUUCACUGUGGGCUUUGGCAAUCUUGGACUUCAUUUACCUGGGUUAGAAGGGAAAAGACUGGAAACCCCACUCCUUUUAAAGCAAAGCUGUAUUAAUAAUCUGCAUGGUGUGCAUCACGUUUUUUCAGAUUGAGACAUAGUAACUGCACCAGUCUCUGUAACAAAGCUUUUUAAAAAACAUUUUUGUAUUUCAAGACCUCUGCUGUGCUUUCCACUAAAAAUAUAAACACAAAUCAACGGAGUAAUUGUCUGUAGUCAAAGAAUGGGACAUUCAAGAUCGCUGGGCAGAUGAUAACCCAAUUUAAAUGUUUGUUGGAAAAUCUAGGCGUGCUUAUUUACGUGGAGGGAUGUGUAUAUUCUUAAGAACAGUACUUUAGUGAUAAGAGAUUCUUCACACAACAUUUGGCUCAUUAUGCUACUCAGCCUUGUUCAUAUGCACUGAAGAGAAAUCUUUCACAACUAUCUUAUUUGUAGUUUUAUUCUUUUGAUUCAUUCUUGAUACUGUGAUUAUGUUUAAAAGACACCCCCUUAAAAAGCAAACAAAACAUAAAUUGGCUAAGGACCUCUUGUCCCAAGAGAUUUGUGAGGGACUAAUAAAAAUUAAAGUAGGAGCCUUGCAAACAUGACAGUAUUUCUAUUUCACCUAAAUCCUUAGUCUUUUCUAAAGUCACAAAGCUGUAUCUUGCUCUGUAUCUAAACUGGACAUGUUUUUAGACUGAGUUCAUGUGUUCAGCAUCAUUGUUUAGUUUAUAUUCUUUGUUUAAAAAUCCUUAUCUAAAUAGAUAAAUAGUAUCAAUUUCUUUAGAAGUAGUGGACGUGCAUUUUGUUAAAGUCUGCAUAACUAUGUAUUGGAAAAGCAGCCUUAACUGUAAAACUAGUGUCCUAAGUAAGUGGCAGAUGGAAAAAUCCUUUUUUAACCUGUUGCAUUAAACUAUUAUCCUUCAUAUAAAUCUAUCAUUUUUUAUAAAACAGUAACACUUUUAAGGAAGGAUCUUUCUAUUCUACUUCAUGUCUUGACGUUGAAACACUACAUAAGACAUGCAGAAAUUAACCAAUAUGCAGUGUCAAAUCUAUAUUGCAUAGUACUUAAUAAAAUAUUUAAAGUUCUGUAUGUAAGCAAACUAAUAUGGCAACAAGAAUCACUUCAAUUUCUGUACACAGUCACAGUGGACUUCUUUGAUAUAACAAGAAAUCUAGAGGCUAUUUGAUGUAGGUUUAUUUGGAUUGUACUGUACUAGAUUGCUCAGUAUUUCAACGAGAUCAUAAAUUCAGAAACAUGUUCUAAAGGACUGCUCAGCUAUAUUUAUAGCAACAGAAUUCAACUGACUUAACUAUCUUCAUCAAAGAAUCAUAAUACGGUGAGCAUUUUAUGUAUAGAAGAUGUCAAGGACUUAAAUUUUUGCAUUAGGUUGUAUGUUUAUACUAUAAAAAUUCAGUAGAGCAAUUCUCUCUCACUGUGCCCAUGUUAUAUUUUACUGCAAAUGAUGUUUUAGAUCUUUAAAGACAGACUUUAUUCUGGAGGUGGCUUCCAAUUUUAUUGCACCUGUACAGAGAAUUUUAAAUUAUAGUACCUUCAAUGAAGAUGUAAAUAACUGGUUUAUAAUUAUAGAAGGACAUUUCUUUUCUUGUUUCAGAAUUGGCCUUUUAUUGACUAAUUCCAAAUAAAUGUAGGCUCUGAGAAGCAAGCUGGAAUUAAUUCUAGUAAAACCAAAGGCUCUACAUACUAUAAAUUUGAAGCAAUAGAAAUGACAUGAUGAAUAGCAAUAAAAAGGACUUCUUUUAUUUCUGGCUUAUGUAAAUUUUCAAGGACUUUUUUUAGAUGCAGUUUUGAAACUUAAAUUCUUAUAGCAUACACAUACUUACAAGCUAAGUGGACUAAGUUUUUUUGUGGGUUUUUUUGCUUUUCUGUUUUGUUUUUACAAAUAGUGCUGUAUAAAUAUAGCCAAAGCAUGUGAUGUGCGGAAUUGUCUAAAGCUGUACUCUAUUUGAUGUUUUAUCUACUAGGCACCAUAAUCAUUUUGUGUCAAAAAGCAGGCUGUAAUGUCUUCCUUCAUUUGUUGAAGGGCUACGCGUUCAUGAAAUCUGUUGACAUACUGUGUUUCUGUGGUGAUUUAUUGUGUCAUUAUCAAGAUUAUGCAGUUAUUUCCUACUUGAAGAUGAAGGAGAAAAAUGAAAGUCUGGAUUGUGGAAAUGGUAGCCAAAAUCUCUUCCUUGGUUUAGUUUUAAAAUCAAGUUUAUCUGCUUAAUGGCCUAUACUCCAAUCAAAGUCAGAGGCUUUUAAGUUGCAGUUCUCAGGUGUCCUGUCACAGAUGGUAGUAAUGGACCUCUUUUAAUUGGCUUAGCUGUGUAGGUAGCAGCUAAAUAUUUGACUGCUUGUUGGCACUUCCAGGAUAGGAAUCUGACAGACUGGCCAUAGAAAAUUGGCUUUUUCAGUCAGAAGGGUCUGACCCUCUGAAUUAUUGAAGGACAUUUGGCAUGGUGCAUGGAGCAGUUACAACAAUAAUUUUUGUGCCUAUGAUGUAUACCCCUUUUAGGAAUAAAUGAAGGAAUUCAGUCUUUAGCCAUGAAUCAUAGUCUCUACAAGCAAAGUGAAUAUUCUGAUUUAAUGGUGUCAAGUGUAGUGAGAUCUUGUGUAUGAUUUCAUUUUUGAGUGCAAAAGUGGUAUUACUUUAAUAGCCAGCUACCAUAAACACAAAGUCCCUUUUCCAAAAAAGGUGUUUUUUAUUAUUUUUUUUUUAAAGAUUAUUUUCCAGGCUUAAUGCAGGAGUCAAAUGACUACACAUGUUAUUAAUUAUGUUGGGUUCCACUCUUUAAGCAUGAAAACAAACUAUAUUCCAAAAGAAUUUUCUAAUUACUGUUUUGUUAAAAAAAAAAAAAAAAUAGCCUCAUUCUCUCUACAGCUUAAUACUGUUUGUAAGCUACAAACGGGCAAGUGUUCAAUUUAAAUUUCCAUUGAGGAAAUACAAAUUGAGUGUUUUAGCAUAUUGGCGCUAUAUGCUGUCAGAUUGUAAAACAGUAAAAUUUUUGAAUGAUUAAA